AUGAACCUAAUUAUAAUUAAUCCCGAAGAUAUUAAUGAAGAUAUGGAAGUAUUACUUUCAAAGAGACAAUCUAGCCAUUGUGUAAUUGUAUUAGGAGUUUCUUUAGGUUCAAAGGUGUUUGUAGGGGUAAAAAAUUCUGGACGUGGAACUGCGACUGUUAUAAAAGUAAGUGAAGAGUUUUGCAAUAAUACAAGUACAAAUAGAAAGUUAACUGAAGUAAAUAAGUAUUCUAAAGAAUUUAACUAUAAAGAUAAUGACGAUAAAACCGAAAUAUUUAUGGUUACAGAUGAAAUUAUAUAUAGAGAUAAUGUGUCAGCUAAAGAUAACUAUUUAAAUAAACCUAUUAUGAAACCUAAGAGAAGAAAUAUAUUUCAGAUAAAUAGCAAUAAACAUAUUUCAUACAGCGUAGUAGUUCGUCUUGAUAGCCCAUUUCACAAAGAUGAGUAUACAGGUGAUUUUCCUGUUAUUGACCUACUUGUAGCGCUUCCAAGGCCAAAAGUGUUUGAUAAAGUCUUGCAGUAUGCAGCAUCUAUUGGAGUUGGUAGAAUAAUUUUUGUUUGCACAAACAAAUCUGAGAAAUCGUAUUUGAAUUCAUCAAAGCUUCAUAGAGAAUCUAUUCAUCAUAGUAUUCAACUUGGAUUAGAACAAGCAUGUAAUACACUCUUCCCUGAAGUUUAUCUUUAUGCAUCAUGGAACUCUUGUCUAAAAUAUCUAAGGGAUGAUUUUCUUGAUAAAAAUACAAUGUUAGGCAUUAUUGCUGAUAACAAAAGUAGUACAAUUAUAUCGGAUGUAGGACUUCAAAGACAUACUGGUUCUGCAAUUAUUGCAGUAGGGCCAGAAGGUGGAUGGAGUCAAAGUGAAAUUGGCGACUUAAUUGGUUUAGGUUUCAAAUCUUGCAGUAUUGGGUCACGUGUGUUGAAAGUUGAGGCUGCAAUGAUUGCUUUGUGUUCUCAGGUCGAGCUACUUUUAAGAGAUAAAACUAUUCGUAAUGGGAUUGAAUCUGCAAGUAGGUCCUCGUGUUGGCCUAAAUUCCAAAACAAGCCGGGUAAUUUAAGAUGGUUUCCUCAUUGUUACUUAUUUUCCUUAUUUAUCAAUUCUUUUUUCAGGACUUUUAAUAUUGCCAACUCGCAGUAAAAAGUGAAACUGUGCGUACUAAAGUUGUUGAAAUAUAAUUAGUAGGCAGUCUGUACAUUAUAGUGAUUUUUUUUUUUAUUGAUUAGUUAUAACAAA
This is a messenger RNA of Cryptosporidium muris RN66, 1230 nucleotides long. Its product is annotated as RNA methyltransferase, RsmE family protein. The transcript is spliced from 3 exons. NCBI's taxonomy places the organism in Eukaryota, Apicomplexa, Conoidasida, Eucoccidiorida, Cryptosporidiidae. The record is from RefSeq and is a predicted model, not a curated record. The coding region runs from base 1 to 1134 and encodes 377 amino acids. Gene Ontology annotation, molecular function: rRNA (uridine-N3-)-methyltransferase activity. Gene Ontology annotation, biological process: rRNA base methylation.